AUGAAGAAGCAAUCAUUCUACGUGUGGUUCUUGGGAGCCCAAGAGGCUCGUGGAGCCCAAGAUGACCGCUUUGUUCGUCCAGUGCUCAAGUACCUACUGGAUCGAGAGAAAGAACUCGAACCUACGAAAGUGACGCUACAGGUGAGCUGCAAAGGACUGAAAAUCGUUCAGAACAUCAUCCGCUCCAAGACUUCGAAAAAAGAUCAGAUGAAACACCUGAUCCCGCCGCACUCCGUUGCAUGGGUGAUGCGGGCAGAGCCUCCUCAUGAAGACAUUGUCUGUUGCACCCUGCUCAUCCAGAAUCCUGUUACGAAAUGUCCCGUGCAUAUUCAUGCUUAUCGAUGUGAUUCAGUGGAAACCGCACGUUCACUUCGGUACCAGCUGACACAACUGAUGGCUGAAGCUCAGAAAAGUUCUGAGUUAAAGAAUCUGUCAAGUACGGAUGUUCUCCAGUCUGGAUUCUCUCCACAUGGGUUACGACCGCCCCGUGUGUCCAAUCCGACCAAUGGAUCUUGCCAGAGACGCAUCGGUUCCGAUGGGAGGAGCACACGCACAGACGAAGAAGAUCCUGACUUCGAAGGAGACGCCGAGGAUGAAAUCUCGAGAAACGACGAAGACUACGGUGGCUCGGCUGAGAACGUGUUCAAUAUAGCCCGUUCGAUGCGCGGACUAUCGACGGCAGAAAUCCGCGAAAAAUCAGCGCGUUUGCAUGAGGAGCCCGAUAAUUUCGCAGUGACGCCCCCGCCGGAUUCUCGUGUGGUCCGCCUGUACGACUCUCUCGCGCAGGAACUGAAAGCGAAAUUAGCCGGGACGAAUCAUGGCCUGCAAACUAAAACUCAAAAACCUCCGCUCCUCCUGCCCCCGAAAGACUAUGACACAGUUUGUCGCAAGCAAGGCAAUUUGUUGGGCAUAGACUUCCGGCGAUCGACUAAUCAAAACAUUGUUGGACGUACGAACCCUUCCGACGAGUCUGCUCAAUCUGCUGACGAGUCUGCGCUGCCAAAGACGGACCAUGAAGGAAAAUUCCCGACCGUAGCGUCGCCCCAGCGCAAGAGCUCGUCCGGGGUGGGAUCGGAGGAAAUUCCAUUCGCGUCCCGCAGCUCGAAACAUCACUUGGACCAAGAGGCUACGGUCGAGACCUCAGACGACGAAUGGAAUUACAGAGCGGCGGAGCGAUAUGGAAUUCACCCCGAUGGAAAACAGAGAACACGUCACAGAUCCAUGGAUUUCCUCCAGCAACGCUUGGAUCACUUCCAUAUGGGUGAAACAAGACGCACAACCUCAUCUCAAGCCGAGAAACACCGAGAAGAAACGUCCACUUCGCUGGAGCCGAGGUCCCACUCGAAACCUACUUCGCAUGCAUCUGCAUCAAUGACCUAUUUCGGACAACAUGGACCACAGCCAUUGCGGUCAUUGGGUAAUAGCAAUUAUCACGAUGUCGCUGUCCCCCAAAAUCUACCUCAGCCCGCAUCCUACGUGGGAUCGGGCUCAAGCUCUCUCCAAUUGGUAACUGAAGUGAAGAAAGGAGGUGAAGCGGGCCGCACCGCUAGAGCCCACGAGAGACCCAUCUCAUUCCCGACUGGUGUGAUACCAGUGAGACGAGACAUACCGCUGACCCAGGUGCCAACACGCUCCGGAUUCCAUCAGCAUCCGAUGAAGGAAUCGAUCAUAGAGCCUGUAAUCAAUCAGCAGCACAAGAGACGUCUUGGUCCGGGAACGCGAGUCCCGUUCGAACAAUCGUUGCUGCUCCUCCCGCCCCGGAAGCCCGUUCUUGAGAGAGAUCCCAUCGAGCCUAAAGCACCGCACCUUGCACAAAGACUGCGUUCUCCGACGAAUGUGAUGGGCUUCUCCCCGGAGAAUAUCAAACCGCGUUGUGAAAGACAACCGGACUACAGGCGACAGUCACUCGCUGAGUUUGGGGAAGGACCAACGUCUCACAUCAGACGGAAUCCAUUGGCCAAAUACCUCAGCAGCUCUCUCGAAAGACGAGCAUACGGCAGCCGUUACAGCGUAGCGGAGUCCCAUGGUCAUAGACUAUACUGA
This is a messenger RNA of Galendromus occidentalis (western predatory mite), 2043 nucleotides long. RefSeq lists its product as uncharacterized. Lineage: Eukaryota; Metazoa; Arthropoda; Arachnida; Mesostigmata; Phytoseiidae. The record is from RefSeq and is a predicted model, not a curated record. Bases 1 to 2043 code for a protein of 680 amino acids. The transcript has 11 exons.